Messenger RNA from Eublepharis macularius, 8464 nucleotides. RefSeq names its product protein phosphatase 1 regulatory subunit 12B (gene PPP1R12B). Gene Ontology annotation, molecular function: enzyme inhibitor activity; phosphatase regulator activity; protein kinase binding. The record is from RefSeq and is a predicted model, not a curated record. The transcript has 25 exons. Gene Ontology annotation, cellular component: A band; cytoplasm; Z disc. Lineage: Eukaryota; Metazoa; Chordata; Lepidosauria; Squamata; Eublepharidae. Gene Ontology annotation, biological process: signal transduction. The coding region runs from base 99 to 3206 and encodes 1035 amino acids.
GAAAGAUGGCGGCGGAGCCGUCGUGCUCUCCUCCGGGCUGAGGUGUCCGGUGCGUUUCGUGGCCUUGAAGGCGUCUGACGGGCUCGCCAGCGGCCACCAUGUCGGAGCCCGGUCACCUGGGGGUGAAGCGGGCCGAGUCCGCGAAGCUGCGGCGGGCGGAGCAGCUGAAGCGUUGGAAAGGCUCCCUGACCGAGCUGGAGCCGGUGACGCCCGCCCGGAGCCGGCACCGCGGCGGGCCCCGUGUCCGCUUCGAGGACGGCGCGGUCUUCCUGGCCGCCUGCUCCAGCGGGGACACCGAGGAGGUGAAGCGGCUGCUGGCCCGCGGAGCCCGCCUCAAUACGGCCAACGUGGAUGGACUGACAGCUUUGCACCAGGCCUGUAUAGAUGAAAAUCUGGACAUGGUAAAGUUCCUGGUAGAAUAUGGAGCCAAUGUAAAUCAGCAAGAUAAUGAGGGCUGGACUCCACUUCAUGCAGUUGCAUCUUGUGGUUAUCUGAACAUAGCAGAAUACUUAAUAAGUCGUGGGGCCAACGUAGCUGCUGUGAACAGUGAAGGUGAAGUCCCAUCUGACCUUGCAGAGGAAGCAGCUAUGAAGGAUUUGCUCAUGGAACAAGUAAAGAAGCAAGGAAUAGAUCUGGAUCAUGCAAGGAAAGCAGAAGAGCAACAAAUGCUGCAGGAUGCACGGCAAUGGCUAAACAGGUGGAAAAUUGAAGAUAGAAAACAGCCCCGAACUGGUGCCACUGCCCUUCAUGUAGCUGCAGCUAAGGGCUACUCUGAAGUCAUGAGGCUCUUGAUUCAAGCUGGGUUUGAUGUGAAUGUUCAGGACAAUGAUGGCUGGACUCCACUCCAUGCUGCUGCACACUGGGGAGUGAAGGAAGCUUGCUCUAUCUUGGCUGAAGCACUCUGUGACAUGGACAUCAGGAACAAGCUGGGUCAAACACCAUUUGAUGUGGCUGAUGAGGGACUGGUCGAACACUUAGAGAUGUUGCAGAAGAAGCAGAACAUGCUGCGUAGUGAAGAGAACAGAAACAAAUUAAUUGAAGCUGAUAUGAAUGGCAAACUUCAAAGUGGACUCUUCAGAAACAAAGAGAAGAUUCUUUAUGAGCCAGACACUUUGAAAUCUCUAGACCAUGAAGAAGAGAAUAAAGAUUCCAGUAGCUCCAGCUCUGAGGAAGAAGCUGAGGAAGAUGAUGCUUCAGAAUCAGAUACUGAAAAAGAGGCAGAGAGAAAAGAAGAAUCCAUUGCUAACCAUUCCAGCCAUGAGUCCCAAACUCUCAUUACAGAACAAGUACCACCUCCUGAGCACAACACUUUCACUAUGGCUCCUGUCAGAAAAUUUACUACUUCUUUGCUUAACAAAUCUGAAGAACAAAAGGAUGAAUCUCCCUCUUCCUGGAGGCUAAGUCUGCGGAAAACUAGCAGUCAGAACACACUAAAUGAAGGCACUGUUCCUCGUGAUGCACUGACAGAUAAGGGUGGUUCUAUCUAUCGCUCUUCUUCAUCCCCUCGGAUUUCUGCAUUGUUAGACAACAAAGAAAAGCAGGACAAGGACAACAAAAUCUAUUUUGCUUCAAUAGCCCCUCGAAGGUUAAACAGUACAGGUGACCUGGAAGAAAAAGAAAACCGAGAAUCUGCUGUUACCUUGGUACGGAGUGGUUCUUACACACGGCCAUUAUGGAGGGAUGAACCAAAGGCAAAUGAAGCCCCUGCAACUGGUGCACCUUCCACCUAUGUAUCUACCUACAUGAAAAGUGCUUCAUUUGGUAGAAGUAGUGACCUCAGCAGUCCCUACAUUUCAGCCAAUCGCAAUGCAUCUCCUGCUACCUCACCCACUGUCCUUGGUUCAUCUACCUCAUUGGGCACAGAGUGUCAGCUUGCCUCUUGCCCUCCAUCUGUCAGUUCAAAUGCUACAGCAUCAGGCCGCCAGUAUACGAGGACCCCAUACAGGCAACAAAUGGACCCUGCUGUAGAGAAGGGCACAGAAAGCAUCUCUUCUAGCAUUCCGUUAAGUGUCAUAACAAAUGUUGCUGUAUCCAGUACUGCCAAUGGUGUCACGACUGCCAACUCUAACUCAACAACUAGAACAGAGUCCUCUCCUGGGGAUGCCAGGGAUCGGAGAAGGUCAUAUCUGACUCCUGUGCGGGAUGAGGAAGCAGAAUCUUUAAGAAAGGCACGAUCCAGGCAAGCUCGCCAGACCCGCAGGUCUACACAGGGUGUAACACUAACAGAUCUUCAGGAGGCAGAAAGAACCUUUAGCCGAUCUCGGACAGAGAGGCAAACUCAGGAACAGCCAAAUGAAAAGUCUGAAAGAACUGAAACAACUGAGGGAAGCUGUGAGAGAGAACAAGAGACUACAACAAGGGAACCCAAGGAGACUCUCUCACGAUGGAGUAGGAACUUGGAUGAAGAGUCUGUCAGUCAUCGAUUGAGGUGCCCGGCUCCAGACAAAGCUACAAACCCCAUCUCUCCAUCAGUAACCCCUUUCCUUUACUCAAGCUCUCAUCUGCCCAGAACAAGCAGAUCUGUAGCUUCCGAUUCAGUGAACCCAACAGGCUUCCAAACCGCAUCUGUCAGCGACAUGGAGAAAAACGAAUAUGAUGAUCAGGAUUUGGAUGACAGGUCUUCAAACAAGCAAUCAGUUCGGGAGAGGAGGCGACCGAAAGAGAGGCGAAGAGGCACAGGAAUCUCUUUUUUUACAAAUGAAGAUGAAGAUUUGGGUGGUACUGAGGAAGUAAAGGAAGCUAGGCAUGAAAGACUUUCCAGGUUGGACACUGCAAGUUCAAGCUCUGGCACCAGCGAUAACUAUGGUGAUCGUCCCUCAGGCCGCAGCAGUGCCUAUACCAGGCGAGAGAAUCGCCUGGCUGCCCUCAGCAGCAGAACAGAGGAUGACAGUAGCAGGGAUUAUAAAAAACUCUAUGAGAGUGCCCUGUCUGAAAAUCAAAAAUUGAAGUCAAAACUACAAGAUGCCCAGGUGGAGCUUGCUGACAUCAAAUCAAAAUUGGACAAAAUAGCCCAGCAGAAGCAGGAAAAAACCUCUGAUCGUUCAAGUAUGCUUGAAAUGGAAAAGCGGGAAAAACGAGCCCUUGAGCGGAAACUUUCUGAAAUGGAAGAGGAAAUGAAGGUUUUGACAGAUCUAAAGUCAGACAAUCAGCGGCUGAAGGACGAAAAUGGAGCACUCAUCCGAGUCAUCAGUAAACUCUCAAAAUAGUACACUGAGUAGAGGAUGGAUAUAAAGAGAAGACUUCUGUGCACAAGCUGCCAACCCUGCCACUCGCUUCUGAUCCUCCAGUUGAAACAACUUCUGGCAUUUCAAAGAUGGAUCAGAUUGUCACACCCUCUACUACCUUGUACCUUGCUGGGCAUUUUCAUAUUGCACAGUGUUUAUCCCUUUGCCCCCAAACACAUGGCAUAUCCCACCACCUGUUUUAUUAUUUUUAGAAUGUUGAAACAACUCCAUCAUUUAAAGGGACAAAAAUGGACUAGUUUCCUCUGAGCAACCCAAACAAUCUGCUGUAUUUCCGUCCACUAUAACCAAUGGAAAGAAGCAUCCUACUGUAAUAAGUGAUAUAGAAAUGACUAUAUUGUGUUGAUCCAACAUGUCUUAAGGUGGUGGAAUAGGGGGUAGUGAGUGAGACUGGGAAUUGUCACUGAAGAUGUAUCCAUCUCCCUUCUGGUAUUUGGGAGUCUGCAAUGCUGUGAAUGCCACAGUUACUUAUUUCUCUGAGAGUCUAUGACAACAGUUACUUGGCUUGGAGAUUUGGGUUCUCCAUGUGUCUCAGUAGCUGACUGGCUUAUUUAAUACAAGAUUUUAAAUCUAACUUAACUUUAGGAUCCAAAUCAGUGGUUUUUCUUCCUUUGUUUUUCUUCACCUUUAUAGCCCACCUGAUGAUGCUUCCUGCUGUUUCUUUCUAUAACCUUUUCGGGUGCUGCUUAAUAAUAGAUUUUUUAGGCUCUGCACUCUUGGGCUAACAUUCUGCCCCUGCAAUUCUACUGAAAAUCUACUAAACAGCAGAAACGGUUUAUCAAGUUCCCAGUUCUAUGAAAUCUUUUAUGAAAUUGUAACACUGGAUGAAAAGCCCUACAAAGUAUCUGGAUGGACAUUUUGUAUAACUAUGGUAAAUUUUCAGUGGAUGUUAAAUCAGUUGAAGGUAUAAGGAGUGUUUGGGACGUUUAAAGUAGAAAAUGUAGAGAGAUUGAGUAGAGGAGCCACUGUAGGAAGUGAUGGCCCUCAAUCUUAAUGGAAAGACUUGAACGUGCUGCAUCAUAUUUGAUAGAGCAAUCAUUUUUCCUCUUGUAAAACGUGAAUGAGUUUACAUCUACUAAGGAAGUUACCAGCAGGCAUUGCUCAAGCCCCAUUUUCUGUGCUUGCUGUAAAUGAAUGAGUUCACUGUCAUGAAUUCGCAUAAUGUCACCAUUUCAUACGGCAUAUUUUCCUGUUUUCUACAGUCCUGAGGAACCAGCUUUUACUGUGGAACCAAAUGAGAAGAGUCCUUGUUAAUAUCAUCUUGUUCAGUGGGCUGCUGCUUUCUUCCUUACGUUCUUUCUUUUCCAAGAUAUGCUAUUGGUUUUAUGAAGUUAUUUAUAUCUGCACUUCAGAAGCUUUAGUUUUGGUGUAACUUUCUCACCAUUACUUAGCAAAAAACCUUUGGGGACUGAGACUAUCCAGUCACUACUAGAUUUGAGUGAGUUAUGUCAAGGUAGGACAUUACUAGUGGUACUCAGUGAGGCAAGAUGUUUUCAAUUUGUAUUUGUUCUGCGAUGGAUCACCUUCUAGGCAAAAGUAUGGCUGGCUUUCAUCAUCUUUGGAUGUUUCUUAUCCAGAUGUAUGUAUUCCUGUCAGCUAAAUAGAACUGUAAAGAAUGUUCUCAAUAGCUAGUCAUCCCCAUCUCUGAAUUGGCCAGCAGAGUUGCUUUUGUCCUUUGGUUUCACAUUCUAGUAUGGUAAACAUUUUUGCACACAAAUUUUGAACAGUAAGAAAGCAGAACCUGAGUUUUCAACAAGCUGUAGGCCUUAUGAGCCUAGAAGUUGCCUUUCAUCUAAAUCUUUUUGAAAAACAUUCAGGUUUUUGGAUUGGUCAGUUAAAUCGUGUAGUUCCUUAUAGUUUUACUGACAUUAUCCAUUUCUCUUGUCAAUCUACUUUUUUUUUAUGGUUAGGGUUGAUGAUUGCCUUAUGGUCCACUUCUUGUUCCAGAUCUAGGUGACCCAGGAACUGGUACCUGUCUUUAUACUAAUGUAUGUUCUGAUCUCUUCGUGAGUGAUACUUUCCAAGUCUUUGGCAUGCUAUUAGCUUACUUAUCUGGCUGAUCUUUAUAUGGACAAGGAAUUUCAUCUGAUCCUCUUUAAACUUUGUCAUAAACACUCAGUUAUAAUCUAUUCUGUAGUGAUUAUCUGAAAUUCUGCUGUAUUCAGUUUCUACUGAAAUAUGAUCAAACCAUUGACACAGUUUCAUCUAUAUGAUCUUAAUGGCAAAACUUAUACUAGUUUUGAUAGGAUUUAGGAAACAUGAAAGAUGGUGCCAUAUGGACUAAACACUUCUAAAGCUAGGAUGUGACAUACAAACCUGCAUCCUGUUUAGUUGGAAAUUGUGCGAACAAAAUAAUCUGCUUGAUUAGCCAAAUCUCUAACUUGGUGCUAUAGAAAUAAUGGCAUCAGGCUAUCCCAGGAGCCAUUGAGAGCAGUUGUGAUGCAUCUUGAUAUUCUGAACUGCAAGGUAUGCAUUCUGAUACAAUUUUCCUUGUUCAAUACUCAGCUUUUUCUCCCUUGAUAAAAUUAUCAAGGGUUUGUCCAAGUAAAUUACUUGCAAACCCAUUUUUAUGCCAGCGUUGAAAUAAACUAUGAUUUUAAUACAGGUUUUAAAGGAAGAAGCAGACUUUUCUGAUGAAGAUAGGAGAGCUCAUGCACAAGCAGAUUAACAUCUGUUUUUAACUUAGAAAAUUCAGCGAUGCAAAAUUAGUUUUACUAGAUAAUGAUGGCUUAAUGAUUGGUAAAUUUUAGUGUUUAGGAAGAUUUUAUAUAAUGGUAUAAUUAUGGAGUAUGCUAGAAUGUUCUGUGCAUAAAUUGCAAAUUAUAUAAGGAAAAUACUGAAAGCUUAUUCUGAGUGUGCUAUAUGGGUUUUCAAGCUGUGAGCACUGGAAAAUGUUUCUUUCGACUUCUCGGUAGAGCCUUCUGCCAUACUACUUUCUUAUUCUUAUAACCUUACACUUCAAAAGCUUUUAUAGCUAAGAUGUACAUCACAAGCUUUAUGCAUGUAUGUAUAAGGUCUUAUAAAUUUCUUCCAAAGCAAAAUUGCUUUGCAACUAUUUAUUUGACUUGAGAACUCAAGAGUAAGGAAGAAACAGGACUGGCUUCGUUGCCCACAAAACAUAUAUGUAAGGUUUUGGUGGGGGCAGAGUUGUUGGUCAAAGCAAAGUUUCAGGUGAAGCUAGAGACAUGCAGGAAGGACUGAAUAAAGGGAACUUGUAUAAAGUUGUCUCAAGAGCUGACAUUUUGUGGCCGACUUGCAUUAAGAGGAGCUAUGAUAUAUUUUAGAAAUAUGGGUGUACAGCUGUAACAGUGAAUAAAGGCUGAGCAGUUGGUGGAAAAUGUCAAAUGGACAAUAGAGGUAUAAGCUGUAGAGGCAAGUAUGUUUUCAAGGUGGCUUAUGUUAGUUGACCAAGUACAGUGUAGUAGCAGUUCUCAUUGUAUCUGUAUUGGUUUGCUGUUAAUAGAGGAUUAAUGGACAAGUCUAGAGAAGUGAAAAGAUGUGUUUCAGCCAGUCAUUGAAUAAAAUACCUGUAAGAAUGGAAGUGUUAUGAGCAUGCUACAUUCUGUUAAAUACCUUCAGAUUGGUUAAUGGUUUUCUGUCCAUGUGGAAUUGACUUUGAUUAUUUGAGGUCAGCCAUAUAGAUACCUGGCAGCAUUGUAAUUGUUACUGUAUCACUUCCUCCUUAGGCUGAUAUAGGCGAACCUCCUCCAUUAGUGUGGAUGUUCAUUAGCAGUUAAAGCUCUUACUUCUACGGAGUCACAAGAAAUGAUAAAACUAGCUACAGUUGUGCUUGGGUAAACAGGAGAGUGCCAUUUAUUUUAUAUUACCUAGGAAAGUCAGGUCUGUUUCCAUCUGAACAGAUGGGAUGGUCUGAAAGGUUCAGGAUAAAGUGUAUGAUAUGUGAUCAAAAGUAGUAGAGAGGAAAACGUAGUCAUUUUCCAGCCUUUAUCUUACGCACUAUAACUCGGGUUUCUGCAGCAUUACCAGAUGAUGAAAUAGCCAAUUUCCUGACAAUAAAUAGAAAACACAGUUCAACUCAAAAUACACUUAGGACAAGAAUACAGUGUAUAUUGUUCUCCUUACCACCAUAAUUUGUUUUAAAGGUGGUGGGUUGCUUGUGAUCAUACACUUCAAAAUUCCAUCUUGAAUUUUGUCUCUUUCUGGAUGUCUUUCUCAUUGCUUUUUGUCCAUCAGUAGUUGAAAGUGAUCCUGCUUUGGCAAUAUUUCUCAGGUAUUUGAAGCCUCCAUUUCUUGCUGAGAUCAUAGUUCUGUCACUUGCAUUGGUGACACCUUUUAUACAACCCUUCCAAGUCCUGAUGCUGUGCUACAAGUUUGCUGUAGGUCCUUUUUCUUCAUACUUUCAUCAUAAGCUGCUGCUGUAAUAGCCUAUCUGAAGCAUAGGGCAGCUCCUGAAUCCAGCACUUGUAUGUGUACUCCUACUUUUAGAGAUGUAGAAAAGGAUAUAAAUCUCUCUCAAAAGAGAACUUCUUUGCUUUGAGCUUACCAAGUCCCUAAGGGCCUUUCUUGGACGGGGUUAAGGUUGGAUCACAUUUGCCUUCACGUUUUAAAGAGUUUUGUGUGACUUGACUACUUGAGGCAGCAUGUUCCAAGAAGAGCUUCAUACCAAGGGUAGCUCUGAACAGCUCACAAGUGUUGGUGCUUGAAAUGGGCCACAUCCAUGGUCGGUUCUUUUCUUCUCUUGUUUCUUUCCCGUGACACUCCUUUCCUCUCUCUUUCUGGGGUGAGUUGGUAAAUGCGUCUUUUUAACUGUCUCAGUAAAACUCUGAGCAACAGCAAGGCCUAACUCAUUGCUACAAGACCUGUUGUGCUUCCCCCCCGCCUUAGCUCAUGCUGUUGAAGAGCCUAGCAACAAGAACUCUCUUAAAAUGCUGACUCCUAGAAAAGAGAGUGUGGUGUUCCGCUGUUGGCUUGCUAACUUCCUGAGCAGCAAGUAUUCUGUACUUACCUGUUUUAAGGAGAGUUUUACAGAUGUGUGUAAAUACAGUACUUGGAGAGAAGACUAGCCUGUGAGUGGUGGGAAAGAAUGUAUUUUUAUGCAACUUUAUGAGUGGCCUUUCAAACUCUGAGAUGAAUGAUUUUUGUUUUACUGAUUGUUAUAUAGUGUUCAAAGUACUAUGUUUGAAAGUUUGGGAAUAAUAUUCACAUCUAUAUGAUGCUUGUAAACACUACAGUAUUUAUAAAUGAAUAAAUAAGUGCUUUAA